AUGAGAGCAACUAAAGAUCCAAAGAUUAAGCCGCCUAACAUUGAUGCCUAUGACGGGAUGACUGAUCCAGAUAUGCAUCUUCUGGAUUAUAGGCAUCACAUGUACGUUCAAGGAACAAAUGAGUCCACAUGGUGCAAGUAUUUUCCAGGCACAUUGAAAGGUAUAGUGUCUAAGUGGUUCGAAAGACUCCCAGCUGGAACCUUUAGCUCCUUCUUUGAGCUCGAGUUAUUGUUCUCCACCCGGUUCAUGGCUCACAAAGAAGAAAAGAGGACAAGUAUGCACCUGAGUCGGAUUCAAUUGGGGAAAGAUGAGUCGUUGAGGAGUUAUGUAAAGAGAUUCAACCUUGAAGAAGGGCAAAUCUCAGAUUUCCCAGAUGGUGUCGAAUUUGACAAUUUUAUACGGGGACUUAAAAAGGGCUCCUUCAAUGUUCCGAAAGCACCAUGGGGAAGUGACACCGCUGAACCAGCUGCAAAGAAAGAAAAGUUUGAGAAAAAGAGCCGGCCUAAUGGGACGUGGGCUAUUGCAAGAGAACCAGACAGAGCCUCAGCGGCGGCCUGGCAGAAGAGGCCCAUAACUUAUGAUAGUGAACUCUUUGAAUAUAACACAGACCUGUACACCAUCCUAAUGGACGUUAGUUCCAAAUUAGAGAUUGAUCGGCCAUUUCCAAUGAAAUCGCCUCCGGAAAGCAGGGACCCCAAAUUAUACUGCCACUUCUAUAGUGACAUAGGGCAUGAUACCAAGGAAUGCAAGAGUUUGAAGAGGGCACUGGACGGCCUUGCCGCCAAGGGUUUCUUAAAGAACUACACUAGCAAGAAUACUGGAGGCUCAGGAAAGCAGUUCUACAAAAAGAACAAGUCACCCCCCUCUGAGGACGAUGGGAACCGAACCGACCCCGAGUGCGUGGCCGUCAUAUCAGGUGGAUUGGCCGCUGGGGGCCCUACCAUGAGAGGUCAAAAGGAUUACGCCAAGCGGUUGGGGUAA
Molecule: messenger RNA, 981 nt
Organism: Spinacia oleracea (spinach)
Lineage: Eukaryota; Viridiplantae; Streptophyta; Magnoliopsida; Caryophyllales; Amaranthaceae
Exons: 2
Coding region: 1-981 (326 amino acids)
Source: RefSeq, a predicted model, not a curated record